Messenger RNA from Solanum pennellii, 3470 nucleotides. Its product is annotated as probable thimet oligopeptidase. Gene Ontology annotation, molecular function: metalloendopeptidase activity. NCBI's taxonomy places the organism in Eukaryota, Viridiplantae, Streptophyta, Magnoliopsida, Solanales, Solanaceae. The record is from RefSeq and is a predicted model, not a curated record. The transcript is spliced from 20 exons. The coding region runs from base 1349 to 3226 and encodes 625 amino acids. Gene Ontology annotation, biological process: peptide metabolic process; proteolysis.
AUGUUCCAGGUUCAAAAGUUCGAGUGGACCUAUCUGCUUCUGAAAUUAUGAAAUUGGCAGAAAGCAUAAUUAAAAAAUCGAAACAGGUUCAUGAUGCUGUUGCUUCGAUUCCACUUGACAAGCUUGAGCUCACAAGCAAAGUAUGAAAUUCAACAUGGUAUCAGAGCAGUGAUAACUGGAAUUACACGCUCAAACAAACAAAUUCUUCAAAUUGCGAUUCAAAAUGGCUGGAAAUUCAGGAAUAGCACCAGCUGAAGAUCGACAGACUCAGGUAGUUACUGAGAAAAUCAAUAACACACAUCUGUUGUUUGUUCACCCGUCAGAUACUCCAGGAUUGGUGUUGAUUCCCACGAAAUUGACUGAAUCUGAAAAUUACGGGUUAUGGAGACGAUCUAUGACAAUAGCUUUGCAAGCUAAAAGGAAACUAGGAUUUGUUAACGGGACCUGUAGGAAGGAGCAAUUUGGUACUGAUCUACAUGAAGAUUGGGAGACUUGUAAUGCGAUCGUUUUAUCCUGGAUUAUGAACACAGUUUAUGCGCAUCUUCUCAGUAGGAUUGUGUAUUCGUCAAAUGCACAUCUUGUAUGGGAGGAUCUGAAGGAAAGGUUCGAUAAAGUCAACAGAAUUCGAAUUUUUCAGUUACAUCAAGAGAUCGCGAUGAUAUCGCAAGGGACUGAUUCUAUAGCUAAAUAUUUUACAAAGUUGAGAGAAGUUUGGGCUGAAUAUGAUGAUCUGGUUCCUACACCUGGUGUAAUUGCGUGAAAUCUAGGGAUUACAUUGAACAUCUUCAGGGCCUGAGACUACUUCAAUUUCUCAGUGGUUUGAAGGAUUCUUAUGAGCAAGUACGCAAACAAUUACUGCUCAAAACUGUUGAACCAUCAUUAAAUCAAGCGUAUGCCAUGAUUAGUGAGGAUGAGAGUCAGAGAUCAUGUCCUUUUCCAGCUAUUGGGGGAAAUAGUGAACAUCUUGCUAUGCAAAUCAACAGAGGACAACCAUACAGAGGUAAAAAGCCUUUUAUCAAGUGCGAUCAUUGUGGACGAGGAGGACAUGUAAAAGGAAAUUGCUAUUGGUUAGUUGGUCGUCCAGAGGAGCAAAAGGGGACUCAUGAUGAUAGGAACAAAAAGCCAUGUAACUCACAAUUCCAGAAACAAAAGAAUUUUAAUGCAAAUAAUGUUGUAAGUGGUGAUUAGAGACACUGUGCAACUGAAAAUGAAGGGAGUUGCUCAAUGAAGAAUGGAGCUAGUGAUAAAGUUUUCACAGAUGAACAAUACAAACAAUUGCAGCAGUUAUAUGGGAGAAAUGGUCCUUUCUUUUCAGAUGAACUGUACAAGCAAAUUCAAGGAAUGAUGAAUGAGAAGAAGGAACACACAAAUCAACACAAUCUGGCAGGUUGGCUAUGUAAAUGUGAUAUUGCCAUUAGCAGAGUUGGAGGCACAGCAGUUCCCAUUGAUCCAAUCAUGUGUCUUUCCUAAAUGGUUAUCAGCUUCUGAGGAUGUACGCAAAGCUAGUGCUGAAACAGAGAGGAAAAUAGAUGCUCACAUUACAAUGUGCAGGAAGCGCGAGGAUGUGUACAGAGUUGUCAAAGCUUUGACAGUAACAGGGGACGGAUGGACUACUGAUGCUAAAAGCUUUACUCGGUUCCUGGUUCGAGAAUUUGAAAGGAAUGGUGUGAAUCUGACCUUAUCUAAGAAAGAGGAGUUGCAGCGUUUAACAGCAAAUAUAGACGAGCUAAGCAUGCAAUACAUUCGUAAUCUGGAUGAUGAUUGUAGUUUUCUACUUUUCACUGACAUGGAGCUAGAAGGGUUACCCCAGGAGUUUCUCAAGAGCUUAGAAAGAUCUGAAGAUGGUAAAAGAAAAAUCAUUAUGAGAAGCCAUCAAAUUUCACCAGUUCUGGAGCUCUGCAAGGUGGGAUCAACCAGAAGAGCUGUUGCUAUUUCUUAUGGGCACAGAUGUGAAGCCAAUGUUACUAUCCUUGAACAGCUGAUUCAGCUGCGUCACAAACUUGCUAGAUUGCUUGGCUUUGCAAAUUAUGCUGACUAUGCCACUGAUGAUAGAAUGGCAAAGUCUUCCUCUAAGGUGUUUGAAUUUCUGGAGAAUCUCUCUGCCAGCUUAAAUGAUUUAGCCUACAGGGAACUUUCAAUGCUUAAAGCAUUAAAGAAGAAAGAGGAAGGUGAAUCUCCUUUUGGCAUGGAGGAUCUCUCAUACUACGUCAAAAGAAUCAAAGAUCAACAAUUCCAUAUAAAUUUUGGAGUAAUUAGACAAUACUUUCCUAUCAAUUUGGUUUUAUCAGGCAUCUUCAAAAUAUGCCAAGAUUUAUUUGGCUUAGGUUUCAAGGAAGUUGAAGGUGCUGCGGUUUGGCAUCCAGAUGUUCAACUUUUUUCAGUUUCGGAUCUUAGUUCUAAAGAACUUGUUGGUUAUUUUUAUCUAGAUCUGUACUCCAGAGUAGGCAAAUAUGCUCACACCUGUGUCGUAGCUCUUCAGAAUGGCUUAUUAAGUAAUGGUUCUAGACAGAUUCCAGUGGCGCUACUUGUUUCUCAAUUUGAAAAGGAAGUUGAUGGUCACCCUGGGUUAUUGCAAUUCUCGGAAGUGGUUAAUCUUUUUCAUGAAUUUGGUCAUGUGGUACAUCACAUUUGCAACUGUGCAUCAUUUUCCAAAUUAUCAGGGCUGCGUCUGGAUCCUGAUUUUGUGGAGAUCCCUGCCCUUUUGAUGGAGAAUUGGUGCUAUGAAAACCUCUCCUUGAGACUGAUCUCAGGCUUUCAUCAGGAUAUCACAAAGCCCAUUAAGGAUGAUCUUUGUAAAUCACUUAAGAGAUGGCGAUGCUCCUUCUCAGCACUGAAAUUGAAACAGGAAAUCUUUUAUUGUCUAUUCGAUCAAAUUAUUCAUUCAACUGAGAAUGUUGAUAUUAAUGGGCUGUUCAAGCAUCUCUACCCGAAGGUUAUGGUAGGAUUACCGCUUCUAAGAGGAAUAAACCCAGCUUCAUGUUUUCCACGAACUGCUAUUGGCUAUGAGGCCACUUGCUACAGUCACAUCUGGAGUGAGGUCUUUGCUGCUGAUAUAUUUGCCUCGAAGUUUCAUGAUGAUAUUUUCAACCUGCAAACAGGCUUGCAGUUUAGGAAUAAGGUGUUGGCUCCAGGAAGAGGAAAAGACCCCCUUGAAAUGUUGUCAGAUUUUCUUGGGAGGGAACCAUCAAUGCAAGCUUUUCUUGACAAGAGAGCUGAUAUAUAUUAGAGCUUUGUUUCACUUUUAAUAGCAGGGUGAUUUUUUCUGCCCCAUCCUGUAUAGUUGUAGAAGCUGGCAAGAAUAUACUGUUUCUCAUCAUGAUGGAUAAUACUCUCUAGGAGAAGACACAAAAAAGACCAGAAAUGUGUAAUGUGGUUAACCUUGCUAAUGUAAUGUUAUUGUCCCUACUUUUUGUAUCAAAUUUUUGAACGGUCCAUAAGUACAACAAAAAUCAUCAUUUAGUCUGAAAAAA